GGGCGCUAAUGCCGCGCGGGGCCGGUCUCGCCGCGGGGCGGCGGGGCGCGCAGGGCGAGCGGCCAUGGGGCGUGGGGUGCAGCGGGAGAUGCUGCCGCCGAUGCUGCCGCUGCUGGUGCUGCUGCUACUGGGCGCCGCCGCCGGUGCUGCAGGUGGGUCGCGACCGUCCGGCGCUCGGCUGUCUCCGUCUUCCGCGGGAGUGCGGGGUCUGGUCAGCACAUCGGGAGCAGGCAGCCCCUGUGAGAAGGCCUGCAACCCCCGGAUGGGCAACCUGGCGCACGGGCGGGCGCUGCAGACAGAGACAGCGUGCGGGCGCCAUGCCACCGAGCCCUUCUGCGCCGUCACCGAGGACAGCCAGCGCCGCUGCCAGCGCCCCACGUGCGGCCGCUGCAGCUUGGCCCAUGCCGGGCUGGCCCACCCCGCCGCCGCCAUGGCUGACUCCCCGUUCCGCCUGCCCCGCACGUGGUGGCAGGCGGCCGAGAACGCCUCUCGUGAGACCAUCCGGCUGGACCUGGAAACCGCCUUCUACUUCACUCACUUGAUUCUGGUCUUCAAGUCGCCCAGGCCGGCCGCCAUGGUGCUGGAGCGCUCCCAGGACUUCGGCAAGACGUGGAAGCCUUACAAAUACUUUGCUGCUAACUGCUCGGCCACCUUCGGGCUGGAGGAUGAUGUGAGGCAGAGAGGAGCCAUUUGCACUUCCAGAUAUUCCAGCCCCUUCCCCUGCACCGGAGGAGAGGUGAUAUAUCGAGCCCUGUCACCACCAUAUGCUGUGGAGGACCCGUACAGCGCAGAAGCCCAGGCACAGCUGAAGAUCACCAACCUGCGGGUGCAGCUGCUGGAGCGGCAGGGCUGCCCCUGCCUCCUGCCCGGCCCGGCACCCCGGGUCCCACAGCCCUCCCCGGCCCUGCACUACGCCAUCUAUGACUUCAUCGUGAAGGGCAGCUGCUUCUGCAAUGGCCAUGCUGACCACUGCGUCCCUGUCGCUGGGUUCAAGCCCAUCAAGGCAGCUGGUGUUUUCCAAGUGGUCCAUGGGAAAUGCAUGUGCAAGCACAACACAGCAGGAUCCCACUGCCAGCACUGCGCCCCACUCUACAAUGACCAGCCUUGGCAGGCUGCCGAUGGCAAAACCGGAGCCCCCAGAGAGUGUCGGUCGUGCAAGUGUAAUGGGCAUGCUGACACUUGUCAUUUCAACAUGGAUGCGUGGCUGGCAUCAGGCAAUCGCAGCGGUGGUGUCUGCGACAACUGUCAGCACAACACGGAAGGGCAGCACUGCCAGCGCUGCAAGCCGGGCUUCUACCGGGACCUCAGGAAGCCUUUCUCUGCCCCAGAUGCCUGCAAACCAUGCUCCUGCCACCCCCUGGGAUCAGCCACUCUCCCCCUGGGCCCUGGCACCUUCUGCGACCCCAGCACCGGUGACUGCCCCUGCAAGCCCGGCGUGGCAGGGCCCCGCUGCGACCGCUGCCUCCCCGGCUACUGGGGCUUCGGUGCCUACGGCUGCCGCCCCUGCGACUGUGCCCGCAGCUGCGACCCACACACGGGUGACUGCCGCAGCAGCAGCUCAGAUGUGACCUGGCACAAUGAAGCGCCUCCUUUUCAGGCAGUGCUUAAUGAGAGCGAGCCCACCUGGGGCUGGGAGGAUGAGCAGGGCUUCUCAGCGCUCCGGCACUCCGGUAAAUGCGAAUGUAAAGAGCAAGUUUUAGGGAAUCCCAAGGUCUUUUGCGGAAUGAAGUACACCUAUGUGAUCAAGACAAAGAUCUUGUCAGCUCAUGACAAGGGCUCCCAUGCAGAAGUCAAUGUGAAGAUCAAGAAAGUCUUAAAAUCUACAAAGUUGAAGAUUCUCCGGGGCAAGAGGACACUGUACCCUGAAUCCUGGACUAACAGAGGCUGCACUUGUCCCAUUCUCAAUCCCGGCUUGGAGUACCUUGUGGCGGGACACGAGGAUGUCCGAACAGGCAGACUCAUUGUCAACAUGAAAAGUUUUGUCCAUCAGUGGAAGUCAGCUCUCGGAAGAAAGGUCCUGGACAUUCUGAAAAGAGUCUGCAACUAGAGGUGUGCGACUGCCUUGGGCAUUUCUUUAUGCACAAAAUGCAAUGGCCUUCACAGAGAGAAGACCUCUAGGAUGAAAACUGGAAUGUAAGAAAAUAGUGCCAAAACAUGUAGCGAGGCAUUCAGAGUUGUAGGCACUGUCUGAUUUAACCCUUCCUGGCCAAUGUUCAUUCACUCGCCUGUAGCUUCCUUGCCAGGGGUUUGCCUGAGCCCAGCUCAUGGUUACAUGGAGGGAAACAAAAGGCAGGGCAAUGCUUGUCUCACCACAGUGUGAUGCUGGAGCAACUCCUAUGAAGCCACUGAUCAUCCCAAACUGCUAUCCUAGAGAGGGAAAGCGUGCCCACGCGCUACAGCUGAGAAGGAAAACACCACUGCCAGUGCCACCAGUGGGGAUCCUGAAUGACUUCCAGAGGCUCAUGGUGAUUGCUGUGGGGAAGGUGAUGGCCACAAUGGUAGGUAGGCACUGGCAGAAGUAUGGCUGUGACAACCACUCUUCAGAAACAUCCCCUUAGGUUAAGACAUGGCUCCCAUCAAAGAGAAUUGGGUGCCACUUGCUUAUAACCUGGUCACCCCACUGAAGGUUUUGGGGGCUAAAUUCUCUGCUGGUGCUGGCGAGGACAGAGCUGCUGGAGUGAAUCAAAUCCCUCUGCCUUGGCACAAGCGCAACACAGGGCAGAGGCCGGCUCUACCCCGACCACAUGGCUGCAAAGAGCCAGCUCCAGAGGGUGCAGCAUCUCUGAGCUUUUGUCCUUGAAGUGUUAAGAAAUGAACCUAGCCCUAGUGUAAAUAUUUCUUUGUAUAAAGCACUUUACUACCUGCCACUUCACAGUGCGGGAAGUCUAAUUGUGUUGGGGAAAGAAGAGGUUGAAGGUGGCACAUGAAAAAAUCUCCCUGAAAGAGAAGCACUCCUGAAGACCCCCUAGUUGAACGGCAUUAAUGAUAUAAAGGGAACGGCCAGCCUGGAACUGGCCACUCAGAGUAUCUGAGGGUGCAAUCUGAAAGAUAAAGUAUUUGCACUGAAGUCCCAGCUUCAGACCAGCACUUAGACCCCGUGGGCAGGACUCCAGCGAGACUGCGCUAACUGUGUGAGAAGAAGAGACUUUGAGAUGAAUAAUGCAAUUGCCAGAGGAGAAAACCUCUGCCUGCAGGAAAAGGAGAGGAUACGGAGAAAGGACUCACACAUUCACGUAUCACAACCCAGCGAUUCAUGGUGGGCCUGGAGUUUGUUAUAUUUUUGUGUUAGUAUUUAAGACUGAACAUUUUAUUUGUUUUCUCUGUGUUAGUGUUUGCAAUAUAUAUGGCCAUUAUACUUCCUCAUUAACACCAGUAUGGAAUAUAGCACAGUUUACUGCAGUUUUCAGCACUAAAAUGUAUCCUUUUCUGUAAAGCAUCUUUAAACCACAUUGCAUAGAGUGUAUUUUGUUCAUGAGUGUGAGGGGAAAGAAAAAGAAAACAUACAACUCUGGAAAAGUCAUGAGUCUACCAAUCCGCUUUACGUAUGUAUUUUUCUUUCAAGGUCCUGUGGACUCACAAAAAAAAAUUAUACUAUUUUGGUAAUUUGUUUUUGUAUCUCAUGUAUGUAAUAAAUAUAAUACGAUUUCAA
Neopsephotus bourkii (Bourke's parrot) is the source of this 3649-nucleotide messenger RNA. RefSeq names its product netrin 4 (gene NTN4). The transcript is spliced from 10 exons. Gene Ontology annotation, cellular component: laminin trimer. Lineage: Eukaryota; Metazoa; Chordata; Aves; Psittaciformes; Psittacidae. The coding region runs from base 65 to 2047 and encodes 660 amino acids. Gene Ontology annotation, biological process: cell migration; basement membrane assembly; substrate adhesion-dependent cell spreading. Gene Ontology annotation, molecular function: protein binding. The record is from RefSeq and is a predicted model, not a curated record.